AGUACGGGAGAGCACGAGUCACUCGGUAAUCAUCUACAUUAGACUGGAAACAUGGCGAACUUGACGGAGGCUAAAACGCCGCAGCAGUUUGAGGACUUGUUAAAAAAGGCUGGCAGGUCUCUCACAGUCGUUCAUUUCCAUGCACCAUGGGCUCCCCAGUGCUCUCAGAUGAACGACGUGAUGGAGGAGUUAGCCAAGGAGCACAAACAAAGCAUGUUUGUCAAGCUGGAGGCUGAAGCGGUGCCUGACGUGUCUGAGAAGUACGAGAUCACCUCUGUCCCUACUUUCCUCUUUUUCAAGGGUGGCGAGAAGAUUGACAGGCUGGAUGGCGCACAUGCCCCUGAGCUGACCAAUAAGGUGCAGCGGCUGGCGUCCAGUGGGGGCGGGCCUGCAGGGCCAGGGGACGCCCCUAAGGAGGAGCUUAACGAGAGACUCAAGAAACUAAUCAGCGCUGCACCCUGCAUGCUCUUCAUGAAGGGAACUCCCCAGGAACCUCGCUGUGGCUUCAGCAAGCAGAUUGUCCAGAUUUUAAAGGACCACAGCGUUCAGUACAGCAGCUUUGAUAUCCUGUCUGAUGAGGAGGUCCGGCAGGGGCUGAAGACGUACUCCAACUGGCCCACUUAUCCUCAGGUGUAUGUUAAAGGAGAGCUGAUUGGAGGGCUCGACAUCAUCAAGGAGCUGGCUGAAUCAGGCGAGCUUGAAAAUACCUGUCCCAAAACUGUCUCACUGGAACAGAGGUUGAAGUCUCUGAUCAACAAAUGUCCUGUCAUGCUCUUUAUGAAAGGAAACAAAGAGGGAGCCAAAUGUGGAUUCAGCCGUCAGAUACUUGAAAUAAUGAAUGGCAUCGGGGUUGAAUAUGAGACCUUUGAUAUUCUUCAAGAUGAAGAGGUUAGGCAGGGCUUAAAGACAUAUUCCAACUGGCCCACGUACCCACAGCUCUACGUAAAAGGAGAACUCAUCGGAGGCCUAGAUAUCAUCAAGGAGCUGAAACAGAAUGGUGAGCUGGAGUCAGUGCUGCGAGGGGAGAAUUAGGAGGAGAUGGGAACAAGUUACACUGAAGUUUUCGCUGCUGUUUGUGGAGACUAUGUUCUAAAGGUCACAGGAAGCAGAACAGCAAUAUUCCAACCAAAUCAUGUCUUUUAGGAGAUCACUGAACUAACAUGGCUGUAUUAAUGUCUAAGGCCUGUUGGCAAAAUGUGUCACAAAGUCCAAUAAAGCUGUCAUCUCAAUUAAA
Molecule: messenger RNA, 1234 nt
Organism: Pangasianodon hypophthalmus (striped catfish)
Lineage: Eukaryota; Metazoa; Chordata; Actinopteri; Siluriformes; Pangasiidae
Gene: glrx3
Product: glutaredoxin 3
Exons: 11
Coding region: 52-1032 (326 amino acids)
Source: RefSeq, a predicted model, not a curated record